Crotalus tigris (Tiger rattlesnake) is the source of this 4386-nucleotide messenger RNA. Its product is annotated as zinc finger protein 724-like. The record is from RefSeq and is a predicted model, not a curated record. NCBI's taxonomy places the organism in Eukaryota, Metazoa, Chordata, Lepidosauria, Squamata, Viperidae. Gene Ontology annotation, molecular function: RNA polymerase II cis-regulatory region sequence-specific DNA binding; DNA-binding transcription repressor activity, RNA polymerase II-specific. Gene Ontology annotation, biological process: negative regulation of transcription by RNA polymerase II. The transcript has 6 exons. The coding region runs from base 247 to 3804 and encodes 1185 amino acids.
CUGGGCAUCUCCCCGGAGCAGCUGGAGCGCAGGCUGGCCGAAGCCGAGGCGCUGCUGGCGGCGCGCGUCUCCCCGCCGGUCCAGGCCCGCUGGCGCUGGGCGGUGAAGCUGGACGAGCCGCCGGACCUGGAGCGCUUCUGCGCGCAGCUCAGCCAAGCCCGCCGAGGCCGGGAGGCGCUGCUGGCCCGCGACGCGGCGCUGUCGGAGGCCGAGCAGGAGCGGCUGCAGGGGCUGCUGCGGCUGGAGAUGGCGCUCCUGCGCGGCAUCCGAGCGCUGGGCGCCGGCCCGGCCGCCCCACCGGGACGGAGGCGCGGGAGGAAGCCCGGCGGGGCGGCGCUGCGGGCGGCCCUGCUGGGGCUGGCGGCAGAGCUGGAGGGAGCGGAGGCAGCAGACCUGUCCGGAAGUGCUGCGCCUGCUCUGGAGGCGCUGCUGGAGCGGCGGCCGCGCGAGGCGCUCCGGGCGCUGGAGCCGCGGGAGGAAGACCGCGCCCGGCCGGGGCGGCAGCGCCUGCCGGCCCUGCUCCAGGCCCUGCGGGAGGAAGGCUGGGUCGAGCGAGCCGACGAGCUGCCCCUGGAGGAGCUGCGCCCGCUGCUGGAGAAGGCGCUGCGCCUGGCGCGGAGGAGAGCGCCCAGCUGCCCGGCUGCGGAGCUGGAGAGCGCUGUGCGAACAAGUCCGUUGCAGAUGCUGGUGAAGGAGGAAGAGGAUGAUGAUGAUGAUGAAGAUGAGGUUCCAAAUGGGACCGUGCCAAAAGUCUCCCUGGAGGAGGCGGGACUGGGGCACAGGUCCCCCCCAGAGGUCCCUGCAGAGAGGACCCCGGAAAACCCCCACCAGGAGCAUCUUGUGCCAGGAAAGAUGGUGCCCGCUGAAUUAAGCUCUCACCUUCCGAAGACCAAGGCCUGUGGACUACAGGUGGAGAUGGACGCUCCCUGUUUGAAGGACGUCCCAGGGAGGGAGAACUCCGCACGAGGCCCCCACCAGGAGCACCUUGCGCCAGGAAAGAUGGUGGCCGUGGACUUCAGGUCUCCCUUGGCGAAGGAGGCAUCUGGGCUGCAAGCGGAGAUGGACACUCCCCGUCUGAAGGACAUCCCAGGGAGGGAGAACUCCACAAGAGGCCCCCACCAGGAGCACCUUGCGCCAGGAAAGAUGGUGGCCAUGGACUUCAAGUCUCCCUUGGCGAAGGAGGCAUCUGGGCUGCAAGCGGAGAUGGACGCUCCCCGUCUGAAGGACAUCCCAGGGAGGGAGAACUCCACAAGAGGUCCCCACCAGGAGCACCUUGCGCCAGGAAAGAUGGUGCCAGCUGACUUAAGCUCUCACCUUCUGAAGGAGGCAUGUGAACUACAGGUGGAGAUGGACGCUCCCUCUUUGAAGGAUGCUCCAUGGAGGAAAGUGGAAGGCCUUCAGAACGUUCUCUGUGAAACAACCAGGGGGAAAAUGGGUGCGCUGCCAUCCGGCUUGUGGGACCAGGGCCCUCGGAAGAUGUGCAGCCAUCUCCACCAGCUUUGCUGCCAGUGGCUGCAACCCGAAAAGAACACCAAGGGUCAGAUGCUGGACCUGGUGAUCCUGGAGCAAUUCCUGGCUAUCCUGCCCUCAGAGAUGGAGAGCUGGGUCCGGGAGUGCGGAGCAGAGACCAGUUCCCAGGCGGUGGCCCUGGCUGAAGCUUUCCUCCUGAGCCAGAUGGAGGAAAAGAAGGAGAAGCCAGAAGUUCAGAUCCUUCAUUUCCAGAGGCCAGAGUUGAAGUCCAUCUCUGUGAACCCCGAGGAAAGGAGGGAUCGUCCAGAUCCUUCCCAAGUGUUGCCUUUCAGGAGGAUCUUCCAUGAAGAUCAAAGUCAAGACACCUCCUGCGAGGAUGGAAAGUCGGUAUUCAUAGGUUCUUCUCCUUUUUCUGAUGGAGUUGAAAAAACAGUUGAACUCCCAACUCAGGUUCUUAUCUCUUUAGAAGAGGUGUCUGUGUGUUUCUCUGAGGAGGAAUGGUCUCAGCUAGAUCCUGUUCAGAAAGACCUGCACAGAGAAGUCAUGCUGGAGAACUCCACAAAUGUGGCCUUUUUGGGUAAUAAUGUUCAAGAGAACAAGGAAGCCUUCCAAAUGUUCAGGGAUGAAGAGAGAAGAGAGGAGUUUUCAUACCCAAUGGAAACAAUGGAAAACGAAAGAAAUCUGUCAAAAGACGGGAGUAAGAGGAACUCAACUUUCCCAUCCAUUGAAAUUCAAGAUUUUCUUCCCAAAGGAGAUCAGAAAGAAAAACUAAAAGUGGAAAAUGGGGAAGCAUUUGAAGAGAGCUUAGAUUUAUAUGAACAGUACACAAUUCACAUUAAAGAAGAGGAUCUAUGCCAAGAGGUUGAAAAAAGCUACAGUUGGACGUCUGGCCUUACUUUAUGCGGAGAAGGCAAAAUGAGAAAUAAAGCAUAUCAAAAUGCAGAGAACGGAAAGCAUUUCGGCGGGAGCACGUCUCUUGUUCCCAGUGAAAGGACUGACUCGGGGGGAAAACCGUACAAAUGCAUGGAAUGUGGAAAGAGUUUCAGCCAGCGUGGUAAUCUCAAUUCCCACAAAAAAAUCCACACCGAGGAGAAACCUUAUCAGUGUGACGAGUGUGGAAAGAGCUUCACUCAGAAGGUCAAUCUUAACUCCCAUAGAAUGAUUCACACGGGGGAGAAACCAUAUAAGUGUGAGGAGUGCGGAAAGAGCUUUACCCAAAAUAUUCAGUUGACUUCGCACCAGAGAAUCCAUACAGGGGAAAAGCCAUAUACAUGCAUGGAGUGUGGGAAAAGCUUCCGGUGGAGCACUCAGCUGACUUCCCAUCAAAGAAUCCACACAGGAGAGAGACCAUAUAAAUGCAUGGAAUGUGGGAAGACCUUCAGUGAGAGCAGUUCCCUCACUUUCCACAAGAGGAUCCACACGGGGGAAAAACCGUACGACUGCAAGGAAUGUGGGAAGAGCUUCAGCAUGAGCAGUUCGCUUACCUACCACAAAAGGAUCCACACAGGGGAAAAGCCAUAUAAGUGUACGGAAUGUGGGAAAUGCUUUACGCAGAACAUCCAACUUACUUCUCACAAAAUGAUCCAUACCGGGGAGAAGCCAUACCAAUGCACCGAGUGUGGCAAAAGCUUCAAUACAACCAGCAACCUCGCCUGUCACAAAAGAAUCCACACGGGGGAGAAACCGUACAAAUGUACGGCGUGCGGGAAGAGUUUCACUCAAAAUAUUCAACUCACAUCCCACGUAAGGAUUCACACGGGGGAGAAGCCGUAUGACUGUAAAGAGUGCGGAAAGAGCUUUACUCAAAAGAUUCAACUUACCUCUCAUAAAAGGAUCCACACGGGGGAGAAACCAUACAAGUGCAGGAAAUGUGGAAAGAGCUUCCGUAAUAACGGCUCCCUCACUCUUCAUGAAAGGAUCCACACUGGAGAGAAACCGUAUACAUGCAUGGAGUGUGGGAAAAGCUUCAGCCGGGGCAGUCAUUUUGCUUCCCAUAAAACAAUCCACACAGGAGAGAAGCCGCAUAAAUGCCUCGAGUGUGGAAAAAGUUUCCGUGAAAACACUUCUCUUACUAUUCAUAAAAGGAUCCACACGGGGGAGAAGCCAUAUAAAUGCUUGGAAUGUGGAAAGAGGUUCCGUGAAAAUGGGUCGUUUACCUCCCAUAAAAGAAUCCACACAGGGGAGAGGCCCUAUAAAUGCAUGGAGUGUGGAAAGAGCUUCACGACCAGCAGUAACCUUACAUCCCAUAUGAGGAUCCAUUUAGUAAGAGACAUGCAGGAGAAUGAGAACAAAAAAGAAGUCAAGCUGAUUGACAUCGCAAAUAGUGAAACGUGAAAUGAGAGAAGAGAGAUUUGGAAGUCCUGGGGAAUCAAAAUAGAGAAAAUGGAAAGAAGGGAUAAGUUUUCAAAAAAACAUUGGCAGACAUUCUGAAGAUGUGGCCCAGAGGUUUCUACUGAUCUGAUAAGAUCACAGAAGAACAAGAAGAGAAUUUGCCUUUUGCAGUUAUUUUUGUGCGGAACAAAAAUCAAAGGCUGGAGGCAACCAGAAUGAAGACAGAUUGCAAGGAACACUUUUAGUCAACAAUUUCUUUUUUUAUUUUUUGCCCCAGGAACCCACCCUGGGGAAGAACCAAAUAAAUGUUUGGAGUGUGGAAAUUGCUUCAGGAAGAUUUUAUAGAAUUCAGAUAUCCUAUAUCCUGUACAUGCAUAUGCAAAAGUCCUUUCUUUACAGCAGUAGGGCCGCUUCUGCCUUUCUGUAGUGUGACAAGAGCCAGAACAAAAACGACAUUUUAAAAUAACAUUAAAAUAGUCAAGGACACUUGUUACAUGUCUGUGGAGUUUCUCAGUCAUUCAGGUCAUAGUUGUCCCAAAAGUGCUUUUUCAGGAGGCAACUGGACUUUCUUGUUUUUCUUUAAAA